UUCAGAAUCACGCAGGUCUCAUUCUACCGCUGCUCUCUCCUGGAUCCCGGCUGAGGAUCUUUUGCUCGCGAGAGUUCCUCCGUCUAGCUGCACACAACGCUGCUGCAGGAAACCGAGGUAAGAGAUUUGCCGAGCCUUAGCUCCACCACACUCCCCUCCUCUUUGGCCCUCCCUUUGGCCCAGGUCUCCCGCGUUGCACGUGCAGUUGUUGUGGUUCUACGUCACGUGGUCCCGGAAGUGCACGACAGGCCCGCCUCAAAGAUGGCGGCGCCCAGCGCGCGAGGACGUGAUCCGCUUCUGCUCCGGCUUGGAUUGUAGCCUUGACGAGGUCUGAGCGACCAUGGACCGGCCGGGGUUCAUGGCAGCGCUGGUGGCUGGUGGGGUAGCAGGUGUUUCUGUUGACUUGAUAUUAUUUCCUCUGGACACCAUUAAAACCAGGCUGCAGAGUCCCCAAGGAUUUCAUAAGGCUGGUGGUUUUCAUGGAAUAUAUGCUGGUGUUCCUUCUGCUGCUAUUGGAUCCUUUCCUAAUGCUGCUGCAUUUUUUAUCACCUAUGAAUAUGUGAAGUGGUUUUUGCAUACUGAUUCAUCUUCAUAUUUGACACCUAUGAAACAUAUGUUGGCUGCCUCUGCUGGAGAAAUGGUUGCCUGCCUGAUUCGAGUUCCCUCUGAAGUGGUUAAGCAGAGGGCACAGGUAUCUGCUUCUACUAGAACAUUUCAGAUUUUCUCUAACAUCUUAUAUGAAGAGGGUGUCCAAGGGUUGUAUCGAGGCUAUAAAAGCACAGUUUUAAGAGAGAUUCCUUUUUCUUUGGUCCAGUUUCCCUUAUGGGAGUCCUUAAAAGCCCUCUGGUCCUGGAGGCAGGAUCAUGUGGUGGAUUCUUGGCAGUCAGCAGUCUGUGGAGCUUUUGCAGGUGGAUUUGCCGCUGCAGUCACCACCCCUCUAGAUGUGGCAAAGACGAGAAUUAUGCUGGCAAAGGCUGGCUCCGGCACUGCUAAUGGGAAUGUGCUCUCUGCCCUGCAUGGGGUCUGGCGGUCACAGGGGCUGGCAGGAUUAUUUGCAGGUGUCUUCCCUCGAAUGGCAGCCAUCAGUCUGGGAGGUUUCAUCUUUCUGGGGGCUUAUGACCGAACGCACAGCUUGCUGUUGGAAGUUGGCAGAAAGAGUCCUUGAAGCAGAGACAGUGAGGCUGUCAAGAGAGGGGCCUGCAGUGUAAACCCUCUUCCGCUGAGCAGCUGUCUGAACUAUAGGCCCCAGUGCUGAAGACCAGUUCUGCUAAGAUGCCGGCAUCGAGAUUGUGCCAUCUGUGGUAUAGGCUGGCUGGUAUGAAGUCACUGGCCUGUAUGCCAGAGAGCUAAGAGAAGAAAACGGGGUCUGUGGCGGUACUCAGAACCUCUUAAUAAAUAAGUUUGGUAAUGCUGAG
Molecule: messenger RNA, 1415 nt
Organism: Symphalangus syndactylus (siamang)
Lineage: Eukaryota; Metazoa; Chordata; Mammalia; Primates; Hylobatidae
Gene: SLC25A26
Product: solute carrier family 25 member 26
Biological process (GO): transmembrane transport
Source: RefSeq, a predicted model, not a curated record